GAUACGGUCGGUGACCUGGCUGUUAGCCGGCGAGAGGCGCAGUUCACCCUCUUUCGCGCUCCCUCUCUCUUUCUCUCCCUCUAUUUCCCUCUCUCCGCUAUAUCUCUGUCUCUCCUCCUCUCUAACGGAGCCACAAGUUAGGAUCCACGAGGAACCGGCCGGCCGGUUCUUCCUUCACCUUCCUAGACCUGCUGACCGACCAAGUGGUGCUGCGUUGGACAGACUUGUCCAUUCACUGUGACGCGUUUACACGCUGGUUAAAGGGUCGUUCAACCCCCCUCGCGACCAGCACAGGGUAGACGAGGUGAUUUUACUUGAAAAAGUUGUGCACGGUGCUCGUCGUUUUUCUUCCACCAGUGUUGGACGAAGUUAGGCGUUCGUCCGGAAUCGAACAGACCCAGGAAUAAGCAGAUCACAAGGUGGAUUUCGGUGUUGGGGGUCGUGAUAAAUCAGGAUCUUGGAGGUGGAGAUCGGUGGCAGGGGACCUCUGGAGCACCUGAAACGCGUGUAAUACACUGAGUGCUGGGUGUUGGGGACUAAAAGCGAUCCUGAUCGGUGCACGUGUCCAUGGUGCGAGUACGCUUCAACAGCUUGGAUGCACAGAAGCCGUUCUUCCGAUGAUUAAGUUAGCAUUAUCGAGUUUCACCAGAGAAGAAGAAAGACGAUAGUGCAGCGUAACAUGAGAUUCGCAGAAACGUGCUGUUGAUGACGUUAUGGGGUUGAUCUUCCUUGCCAAUACUUUGUUCCUCUGCUUAUGCGCGGCUGGAUUGCCGUUGCCACAGGGCGGCGGUGGGGCGGGGGGCCAUGGACAGCCGCAGGCUGGCUCGCCGAGCACCCCGGGCCCCGGCGGUGGCAUAGCUGGCAGUGGCACCCUAGGUGCUUCUGGCUCUGGCACCGGCGCCGCCGGUGGAGUUGGGGUUGGUUUCGGGUUAUCAGGGGGAAGUACCGGCGGUGGAGCCGGUGGCGGUGCUGCCGGUGGCGGUGGGGCAGGUUGGCCUCGUCGGGGCCGAGGGUGGCGCGACUGGCGCCGCGGCGACCCCACGCUGAUCAAGGGACUAUGGAAAUCGAAGGGACCUCUAGAUUCCUUAGGGAACGCAGAGGCGUACAUCUUCUUAGCGCUGCUGAUCGGAUUCGUGACCGUGGUGGUGGGCUGCUGGCUGUCGGACAACUGUUGGUCCCCGGAACCGGAAGGGGUGAUCACAGUGGCAUAGCCUAGUGCGGACUUCCGUUCGUCUAGGCGAUAACAACUAGUACGUGGGCUCUCCUGUAGGAGCUUGCAGCAUCAUCUUGGCCAAGCGAACCAACAACGGCCAUUGUUGGACAUCAACGAUAACCACACGCUUUUAGCCGUGUAACGAUGGUGUUUUGCAGCGAAAAAAGUAUCGCGAGGUGAUCGAACAUUUAACCUGAUCGCGAGGCGUUGAACCGGAUAAUCGUACGUUCAUCGAGCUAUCCGGGGGAACUUUAAUAGAGAGACGAUCCGAGCCGAGUCAAACGGACGAUCGAUCGCGUACACGUGGUACGUGCUUUUACUUUUUCUUGUCUUUUCUUCGGCGCGAAAUGCAUCGCGGUUUAAUGCAUCGACGGUGGCGAAGGUGGCGAAGGUGGCGAAGGUGGCGAGAACGUAAUUAGCGAAAUUGGAAAGGCAACCGCGUGGAAUGCGUUUCGAUCCGACGCGAUGGCGACAUACGGCUCUCUCGACCAGCCGUGGAUUAUGCUUCCACUGUUAACGCGAUCCACGUUUGAUCUUUAGCCGUUGGCAAAUUGAACGACGGAUGUAUAUAUAGUAUACAGUACACAGUACAUAGGGACAGUUUCGAAACUGUUGGCGAAUAAUGUUCGAUAACCUGAAACGGGUUACGAAUUGACCGUCUGCUCGAGGAUUAACGGAGAUCAUCGAGAUCAUCGAAUUAGUUGCGAAACGGAUUUUCCGAGGUGUGGAUGGUGGAAAGGUGUUGCGGUUGAUGUUCAGUUUCAAGGUGUUAAAGUUAUACUUUGAUGAUACAGCGGAAUCUUGAUUAUUUGAGUCUAUCGAUUAACCAAGCGUUUCUCUGUCAUGUCGUCGUAAUUAGCUCGGAUAAUUAAGGUUCUAAUGUACUAUUAUAGAAGUAAGGAUACAGUUUGGUCAACUAUCGGGGAUGUUUAGUUUGGAAAUGUUUAAUGGUAGUUGUACGUUUAAUACCAUCAUUUAUGGUGCAUACCUGGUGUUCAAAGGAAAUGGUUGAGAAAUUUAUAAGCAUACAAGUAAUUGCUGGAUUAAAAUAGUCUAUAUGUAUAUUUUUUUGAUUUAUUAAUAUAAGUUACUACUGUAUACCUAGGUACCAAGAUAAAGUGACUUAUAUUACUAAACCAAAAAAAUUGUUUAUUAGAUGAAAAUAGUACUAUGAGUUUGUGAACUUUUCAACCACUUAUUUUAACAUCCUGAACAUAGUGCAAAUAGAAAAUCGAAUUCACCGGAAAUUGAACGACGAUUUUUCAAUAUCAAUUUCUAAAUAAUUCCUAAAUGUUAACGUGGAAACGAUUGCAGGUACAAAACAUCGUGCGUAUAACAUCCUCGCAAACUUUUCUAUUAUACGGGAUGAAUCAAUAACUAUAUUAUCACUUUGACUAUUUCCAUAUCCAAACAUUUCACUCGUAGUUUUCAAUUUAGUUACUUGUGUUUCUCAUCUAUAAAGGAUGCGACAUCGGAUUCAGUCAUCGAUUAAUCAAGGUGAUGAGGAUCGAUUCGCGUUGCAUCCACCCUUUAUAAAUUCAUCACCCUUUGACCAAAAAACGAACCAAACCAUUCGUAGUAUCUACUUGAAGGGUACAAUGUUCUACUCCUCGAAAGGAGAAAGUUAUCGCGAAUUCGUGGUUUCCGUUUAGCCUUUCUAAAUGAUGCGUGAAAGGUAAAUAGAGCCGCUUUGAAGUUCCCUGUUAACGGAAGUCGAAAAUGGAUCAAUAAUUUCAUUUGGAGCCUCGGCUGAUGGGUUUCGAUAUUGACGUUAAACGAGCGGACUCUAGCGAGCGGAAAGCAGCGAGGAUUUACCCCUUGUCUUAAUCACCAUUCGGAAAUUUAUGAACUCCGUUACGCACGGCCCUAAUGCUGCCGGAUAGAACAAGGAAUAUCAGACUUUACAGGCAUUCCAAUUUCAUUUGCGUUAGUUUAUUGGAAAUUCUGCGAAAUGAGAUCCAGAGAGUGAGUCAUUUGAUAUCUUAGGCGCGUCAGGGGGUAUUUUUCUUAUUUAGCGUAAAAUCUCUGAUGAAAGCUUUCGAAUGCUUGAGCGAUUUAUUUAUUUUAGCGAUUAUUCAAAUGUAUAUGUGCAUAGUGAAUUGAAAAUUUAUACUGUCAGUUGAGGGGAAAAUGAAUUAUUCAUGUAAUUGAAUGUUUGAUACAUUUCUUCUGACUAUAAUGAGAUCUGAUCAUUAAGGUUGGUAAUAUUUAGGAGAAAUUGGUAUUUAGUUAUUAUGUCAUAAUUAAAUUCAUUAUUGCCUUUGUUUCGAUGGAAUUUUAAUGCAUAAUCUCUUCCUCAUUAAAAUUCUACUAUUGAUCGUUCAUUUGUAAUAAGAUUCGUAUUGAAACUCGUGGAAAGGGAAUUACAAAUUAUCCAAUAUAUUAGUGUAAGUGAUAUCGUGUUACUAUUAGGUAUUAGUAAUAGAAAUUGCAAGUGUGAAUAUAUUGGUACUCGAAUACUUUCAUAGAUUUGUUAUUCAUCGUCAGUGUUCGAUCAAUAUCGGUUCUUCUUCGAUUAUGCAGGCGAAUUAAUCGUGAUGCCUUCGUGCACCUGUGCCAUCAUCUAUAUACAAUCUGGUAAACGGUAUAUAUAUGUAUGUAUAUAUGUAUAUGUGCCAUCGUACAUCGAUCGAUCAGAUUUACGGUGUUCCUUUAUUUGAAACUCGCUCGCUAAGGUGUUCCACGGUGCUAGCAUUAAAUAAUAACAUCGAACGAUAUUGCUGUUCAAGUUUCCCAUCUUGGUGAACAUUGUUCAAAGGAUUAUCAAUGUCAUUGAAUUGAUUUCUGGAAUUUCUUCUCUAUAUGAAAUUCGUAUCGUCUCAAUUUACUUUUGCCCGCUAGGAUUUUAAUUACAACUCUUUGACCAUUAAAAUUUAAUUAUACGUAAAAGUGUACAUAGGUAACGUCAGUGCAAUUUUUAAUAUGAAAGUCGCGAGUAAAAGCUUACAGAUUAGCACCAGUCGAAUGGUGAAAUAGGAAUCUCGAUGAAGAAGAAGAAGAAGUAGUUGCAACUUUUUUGCUCGAUCCAACGUCACCGUGUAAUCGAGUUUUUCGUUUAGCUCGAUUAAAUCGUGCUGCUUGCCGAGAAAACCUCGCGCAUCCGAUAAAAGUAAUUUAUCUCAUCCGUCUCUUAAAAGGGAGAAAUUUUUGUGGAUGCGUUUCCGGGAUUCUCGAAACGAGAGACGAUAAAAUUUCAAUAUGAAACGUCCUACAUAGAUAAAUCUCUCAUAUCUGCGAGCAAAUUUGCCACAAAGGAAAUUAAUCCAAAGGAUUUCGAACGAGUAAUAUCGCGAGAUAGAAAUUCCGGAAAAUUGUAAAAUGGCUAUUCUUUUUUUAGAAUUGCGAUCAGACGCAAUUAUUUUCUUAUCAAAGGAUUUAAAAUUUGUAAAUUUCUGAAAUCUUGGAACGCAUACAUUUCUCUGACAACUUCACAGUAUGCUUGAUUUACAUUUUCUCAUGCAUGUUGACACAAAGGGUAUUUCAUUCAAGGGUGUCCAUUAUUCUAGCAACAAUUGCGAUGUUAAUUUCAGAAAUUCAUCUAAAUAAUAGGAUCUACAUAGUUGAUGCGUACGGCGACGUUUGCAAAGGAACUUUCGUAAUUAGCGUAAUCAUGAGAAAUUUUACAGACAUUUCCGUGUUUUCGUAAUAAUGUUUCUAAUAACCAAGUUGGCUUUUCAAAUGCCGGAUGGAGAAUUCAUCGUACAAAUGAACUUUGAAAACUUGUCUGUCGGUGAAAAAGUUUCGUCGGAAGAUAGUAAACGGCGUAAAUCAGUUCAACGAACGCUUUAGCUCUUCCUGCGUUCGAGUUUCCACGGAAUUGCCUGUUUUUCCGCUGUAAGAAUAAGUUACCUAGGUUAAAUUCUCCGUUAAAAUACAUACGUAUCCCUUUCCACGAGGAAAAAAGAAAAUUUAAUUAGAAAUCGAUCGAAUUUCGCAACUAAUUUUCAUUAGUUGUUUUAAUAUUCUAAUUAAACAGCAAUGAUUUUAUUUUAAAAUCAAUAAUUUUCUUCAUAUUUCUUUUACAAUAUUAAUUAAUUUCAUACUCAAUUAAUUCUUGAGACACAGUGAUUACAAAGUUAACAAGUUUUGUUCAAUUUUUAUUUUACAAAGAGUUAAUCAGUUUUCUUUAAAAGGAAACUUGCAGAUUUUCAGAGAUUGUAAAGUUAAUGAUUUCCUCCAAUUUUUAUUUCACGAAGUUGAGUUUGCUUCAGUUCGGCAUUGUUCUCGGAGUAUGGUUGAAUUUUUUCAAUUGACGUGCAGAUCGAAAUGGGUCAAUCUGUAGAAUUUUUCCAAAAGGUAAACGAUUUUUUCUCUUUCAAUGACUUCUCGUUGUUUCGACAGGCGUACCUUUCAUACUACUUGCACGAUGAAAGGAACAAUAUUUGUAAUGUUGUCGGCUCCAUAGAAAGUUUAAUUGCAAACUCUCCAGCCGCAAAUGCAUUGAAUAUGCAAAUGCUCGUUGUUCCAGAAUUCUCGUUCCAAUAAUGCUCGCAAAAAAUUUUCACUGCUGCUUUCCUCCGAUCGAUUUCACGUAUCGCAAUAUCUUGGUUAAAUUUUUAUAUGAAAACUUUGCCAGACAUUGAUCGCAUAUUUUAUUUUUUUCUAAAGGGAUAGCUUUACUAUAAGAUACCGUAGAUUUUUUUCCAAAUUUUAGAAAUUUUCAAGUAAUUGAAUUUCUUUUCAUAUCGCAUUACCAUAAGAUGUUCAGAAAUUAAUAAAUACUAUGUAGAGGGUGUCCCAACAAAUUUGAAACAAUAUUUUUCUAAUGUUUCAAAUUAUCUUCCUUUUCUUUUUAACCCUGGUUCAACCAAUAUUCAGUCAUUUUUGGUCAGUGUCUUAAAUCAUGAAAAGAUCCGGUCGCUAACAAGAAUUUAUAAAAGGAAAAUUGUACGGUACCAUUGAAAAUGUUGAAAAUGAGUUUUAUGUAAAUAGAUAUCUAAAGAUAAAUAGAUUCUGUGUGGCUUUUGAAAAUUACGUAUACGUAUGUUUCAUAGAAAGUGUCAGGUGGGGCACCCUAUACGUGAAAUGUCCUCGCAGCUUUUACACAAGAUCCAGAAAUCCAGAGAGAGAUGCAGUAAAUUGAAGCCAAAGAACUUCAAUUCAUAGUGCUUUCAGCGGUAAACCGCAACACGCGACUUCUCCUCGCUAUAGGGAACCUUUUUGACCGCGUAUUAGAAGCUCGCUUUAACCUUUCGCCUUGUUACAUUUCAUUCGAGUUACUCGAGUUAAAAUGAGUCUUCUUCGUGAUACAAAUUACUCUUAAUCAUUAACGUUUCCACUGUCGCGGGAGUUACCCAUGCCAUGGUAACGAAAAUAAUUAUUUAUUGGCAAUUGAUAAUUCUUUUAGGAAAAUUUUCUUAAACUAUAAUCUAAUGGUUUUGUGAUUCCUCAAGCAUAUUUGCUUUCGAUAUAGAAUUAGGGUAAUUGAUUCUUGAGUCUUCGAUAAUGGAAGGAUACAGAGAGGAGUAUAAGUAAUGGUCGGUGCAAAAGAGUUGUCGUAUUUGUAGGAAAAAGUGUUUGAAAUAAGACUGCUGAUGUUAACUUGUCUAUGGAUUACAAGUGACAUUUAUGGCGAGCUUAAUAUCUUUUUAAUUUAAACGAUCCUCGAUUAAUUUUCGACUUGGAAGGAAAAAUCGUCUAAGAAUAGGUACUAUAAAUCCUAGGUAAUAAAACAAACUAAAUAUUAUCACAAUAAUAAGCUCAAUGUGUUAAACAUAUGGUAAAAUCACUGCUUGGUAGGUCUUUUGACAAAUAUAGCGUAGCGAUCGAAUUGUAUAACAAAGGAAUUGAAUGAAACUUAUCUAUAGAAUCAAUCAAUUAUAUCAACGUGAUUAAUUUUUAUUCAUUAUUUCGCGAAUAUACGAGAUCCUCUUCGAAAAAAAAAAAAAAAAAAAAAAAAGAAAAAAAAAGAAAAUAUACGACGAUCCUUUCGCACCAACCUAACGUUUCACACAUUUCUGGCAUUAACAACGAUCAUCCCGGGAAAAUCGAGGCUAACGAGUGAAAUCAACGAAAUUAGCCGUCGAAUCGUCAGUAAUUUCCGACGUUGACGUUUAUUGUACGUGCCUCGCGAUUUCGACGUGAAGAUCAUCGAUUUUAAGCUUCGAUCUCCUCGACCGUGCAUCUGGUACGAUCGACGUGGAUCGACGUGUCAUUAAAAAGCAAACGAUUGCAAGGCAAAUAAUAGGAGAAAAAAAAAAAUAUUAAAAAAAUGAAAAACAAAGUGAUAAUAACGUACUAAAAGCGGACCAACGCCGAAGCCACACAUGGAAAUUCUAAAAAGGGUCGUAGAAUAGGAAUGACCCGCUUGAAAGUGUUAGAAGUACAUCGCGUGUUAAUCUUUCGGCUUUAUAGAUCUUUUACAAUACGCGAAUCAGUAGGCGCGUAAUUAGUAUACGUGAAAACGCGUUUAUGCAAAUGAUUUAUUUUUUUUUACUCUUUCGAGUCAAUCGAAAGUGUAAUUUCAUUUUUCGUUAAGGAGUCCUCCGAUCAUUAAGAUUAAUGAGUAAAGUUUGCCUCGAAUGAAUAUUUAGACAAUCAUCUUGUAUAUUUUAAAUAUUCCAAAUGUGUUACGGAGUUCUCAGGCUAUUAAUAUAUAUAUAAUAUUGUCAAUUAUUUCAAUAUCCAUCUAUUGACAAUACGUUAAGUUGCAAAUUGGCUUUCUGACGAUUAGUUUCGAAUAGGGUAAGAAGAAAUAAUUGCUCGUAUCCACAACGAUGUCCAGAAUAAUUCUAAAUAAGAAAUUGAAAGGGUCGAGCCGAAAGAUUGAAGCAUAGUUAAGCAUAGUAUUUACUAUGGGUACUUUAAAACAUCAGCUUUAGUUAUGUCGUGCUGUUUAAAAUAAAAUAAGCGAUUUAUAGCGAGAAAUUCUGUGUAUAAAUAUGCUGAAAACAAUUUAUAUACGUAUACAAACACACGUGUCGUACCGCAAUUUCCUUUUUCUAACAUCUUUUUAACUAAUGAUUGUCUUCUGAUUGUUAAUAUGUAGUGCUAAAUCUUUUCCCUGUAUAUUUUCGUGUGAUUUCGAUUUUAGGAAUACCAAUUACAAUUGGGGUGCUGAAGAUUGGGGAUGAUUAUGCAAAAAAUAGGACUAUGAUUCCUAAUUGCAUAAAGAUCCGCAGUCUAAUGAUAGGAAAUAAAUUAGACGAAAGGAGCUUAUCGUUAUGUUGUUCCUAUAGUUUCUAAACUACCCCUGCGUAGUUUCCUGUAAGGACCAACAUUCGUUCGUAGACCAAAGUGUAAAUUCGCGAUCAUUUCAAAGCGAAUCGAUGUGUCUCAGGUUUCAUUUAUCAUUAUCCUAGUGAUUUCGAUGAAUUUCUAUCUGUAGAAAAUUGCGUUUCCGUGUGCGUACAGAAACGUCUGUAGCUGUGCAACGUCCACUUCAUGCUCUACCACUUUGUGGUUGGCAUUGUAAAUACUUUUGGUAUGAGUUGAGUGUGCCUAUUCUCGUCUGGAUAGUUUAAUAUUGUUAUGUAUAUAUGCGUAUAUAUUAUAUACAACGGUACCUCGAAUGACUGAAUAAAAAAAAAUAAAAAAAAAAUAAAAAAAGGAAAAGAAAUAAACGAAACAAAAAGAAAAGCGCGUUAAACUAAUUGUCAAUUACAAAAUGGGAGAGGAGUUUUACACGACGUACAUAUUUCAACGUGAAUGAUUAAUUAAUCCUCUGUAACCUAGAAUUAUGAAGUUCAAUAUUUUUUCAUAUAAUUUCUAUGUAGAAAUAUUAACAUUAGCAUACAAGGCAUCAAAGAAGAAGGUACUUAUAGCUUUUAUUUAUAUAUAUAUUUUUUUUUUUUUUUAUUUUUACAAAUGUUAUAAAUUCGAUGUGGGUUUAUAGAGGGUUAACAAUGUACGGCCUGUGCGUAAUUCUAAAUUAGGUACAAUCGAAUUAAUCUCUGUAGGCCUAUACACCUAUAUAUGUGUAUAUGUAUACACAUUGUAACCGUGAAACGAAAGAACUCAUUGUCGAUCUUUAGAGGAGACUCAGGUAGCCGGGUAAAGUACUAUUUUGUCUUGUUUACCGUGUUAACUCUUUCGCUAUUAAUUCAAACGAUUCCAUAGAAAAAUAGGCAAAAAAUGUCAAGUAUAGUUGGAGGAAGAAACAUAGCGUGAUCGUAAAAACAAUGUGGGUUUGAAAGAUAUAUGGAAGUAUAAGAAGCUCGAGUCUCUUCAGAGUGGUAUAUAGGAUGCAAACUUGGUUUGAAGUGCUUCUACACCCUGUGUAAGGUGUUGGCACAAAAAACCUCCUGAAAUUAAUGGGUCAACCGUGACCCAAAAACAAAAAGUUUGUUACUUUUUCUAACGUUUUGUCGUGCUGGGUUAAAUUAUAUCAUAGCGAAAGAGUUAACGAUUAAAAUUAUCGUUAGUGUGUUUUCAAUGAAAAGAGAAGGGGUGAAUUAUACUUUUCAAACUAGUAUUUUACUCGUGAAUGACUACUACACAUGUAACCAUUCAUCGUGACGUAAUUAAAUGGAUUGUGAAUUAAAUUGGAAUGUUUGACACCGUGUUUUUUCGACACGAUUUGACCUAUUACCUUU
Osmia bicornis bicornis is the source of this 9747-nucleotide messenger RNA. Its product is annotated as glycine-rich cell wall structural protein-like. The coding region runs from base 714 to 1211 and encodes 165 amino acids. The record is from RefSeq and is a predicted model, not a curated record. NCBI's taxonomy places the organism in Eukaryota, Metazoa, Arthropoda, Insecta, Hymenoptera, Megachilidae. The transcript has 5 exons.